UCCUAACCUCUCUUAAUGCAUGCUUCAUCCGUCAGUCAGGCAGUGCUUUGCUCCAACACAAACACGUGAGAAAAUACUCGCUUCUGAAAAUGGGAGUGAAAGCAGCAAGGAAGCGUAAGCUGGCUGAGCAAGAAGAAUCUUCAGACUCUGACGAAUCGGUUGAAUUACCUCCUCCCACUAGAUCCUCUGACGACCCAAUCCCAAGAAAGUCAAAAUGGAUCAACAAACAGAGAGUGCUCGUAUUUGCUGCAAGAGGUAUUUCAUUCAGGGACCGACAUCUCAUGAAAGACCUGCGGAAUUUCAUGCCACAUAGUCGAGAUGAGAACAAGUUUGAUAAGAAAGAAAAAUUGUUUGCUGUGAAUGAGGUCUGUGAGAUGAAAAAUUGUAACAAAGCUGUUCUAUUGGAGGGGAGACUUAAAAGAGACCUAUACAUGUGGUUGGCUAACGUUCCAUCUGGUCCAUCUGCUAAAUUUUUGGUUGAAAACAUUUACACAACGGCUGAAAUGAAAUUGACUGGUAACUGCCUCAGGCAUAGUAGACCACUUUUGUCGUUUAACCCCACCUUUGACACAGAACCGCACUACAAAAUACUGAAAGAAAUUCUUAUCCAGAUUUUUGGUGUACCAAAUGGUCAUCCCAAAAGCCAACCAUUCAUAGACCAUGUGUUGACAUUUUCCAUAUUUGACGAUCGUAUAUGGUUCCGUAAUUACCAAAUUUUGUCAGAAGAUGGUGCUUUGGCUGAAAUUGGACCUAGAUUUGUUCUCAAUCCAAUCAAAAUAUUUGCUGGGAGCUUUGGUGGUGCAACUUUGUGGGAAAACCCUAACUAUGUAUCUCCUGGCGCGCACCGAAAACUUCUAAACAGUGCUGCUGCGUCCAAGUAUAUGAGCCGGGUAACUCAGAAGACACACAAUGAAGUUGACAGGCCUGAAAAAACAUAUGCCCUGAAUGAACUAGAUGAUAUAUUUGCUGGUGACGCAUUUGAGACAGCUCAGGAAAUUGUUGAAAAACAGUCAAAGGAAGAGAAUGAGGCGUUGGACAAAGAAAGUAGACAACCUCCAAAGAAAAAGGCAAAAAAAGUUAAGAAACCCAAGAUAGACAAAGAAAUAUCAGUGUCUGCAGUAUCUAAUGGGAAGUCUCCUAAUGGAAAAUCCCCUAAAGGGAAAUCCCCCAAGGUAACAGGUAAACAAGGAAAGAAAAUAAAGAACCAUAAAGUUGCAGCAAUCAAACUGAAAAAGGCUAAGGCCAAGGCAAAGGCCGCUCAGGCUUAGAACCAGUGAUGUUUUUAUUUUUGUAUUCUGUGAUUGUUGAAACUUUGAUAAAACUAUGAGACCCUGCCUACUGUAUCAGUUGGGUAUUAAAUGUAUAUCAGUCCUAAAUA
Thrips palmi is the source of this 1378-nucleotide messenger RNA. RefSeq names its product ribosome biogenesis protein BRX1 homolog. The record is from RefSeq and is a predicted model, not a curated record. Bases 90 to 1268 code for a protein of 392 amino acids. Gene Ontology annotation, molecular function: rRNA binding. Lineage: Eukaryota; Metazoa; Arthropoda; Insecta; Thysanoptera; Thripidae. Gene Ontology annotation, biological process: rRNA processing; ribosomal large subunit assembly. The transcript has 7 exons. Gene Ontology annotation, cellular component: nucleolus.